UCUAAAUAUUUUCUGUUGAACGACACAGGGCUAUAUGUUGCUAGCAUUGCAGGCAUACUUGCCUUCACUACAUCCUCUGGAUUGUGAGAUAAACAAAGAACCAAACAACUGUGAGUCAGCUAAAGGUUGGAGCUUAACACUGCUCUACUUGAGCUUAUUAAUGUUUGCCAUCGGAGAAGGCUGCAUGCGCGCUUGCAUACCAUUGCUUGGUGGAGAUCAGUUCAGCAAUGAUGAUCCAAAAGAAACACAUCUCAAGAGUACGUUCUUGAGCUGGAUCAAGUUUGCAAACUCUGUUGGAGCACUAAUGGGAUUGGUAUUCUUAGUCUGGAUCGAGAACAAUUUGGGCUGGGCCCUUGGCUUUAUGAUAUCUGCACUUAUUGUACUUGUAGGGCUGUUUGUGGCAGCCAGUGGACUGCCUUUCUAUAGAACACAGAAGCCUAAUGGAAGUCCUCUAAAGGGAAUAUUGCAGGUUCUUGUCACUUCAUCAAAGAAGAGGCAGGUUGCUACCAUAGAUGUUAUCGAGCUGCAGGAGAUAGGAGCAGCGGAUAGUGUUGAUGGGGAAGGCAAAUCUGACAGCAAGAGCACUGGCACCACUCAGAUCGAGGAGUUAACAAAGGCCAUCACCCGAAUGCUUCCAAUCUUCAUCAGCUGCUUGCUCAUCUACCUGCCCUUCACGCUGCUAAUGACACUAACGAUACAAGUCGGCAGCACCAUGGACAAAGGGAUAGGCACGAUCCAGAUACCUUCCGCCUCUCUCAUUGCAAUCCCAACAGCAUUUCACAUGCUUAUGCAACCAUUCUACAGGCAGAUAUUGACGCCACUGCUAGAAAGAUUUACAGGCCACACACACGGAAUCACCCCACUGCAGAGUAUCGGUGCUGGCUCGGCGUGCGGGGUAGCAGCAGCAUGCCUUGCGGCGAUAGUGGAAACAAGAAGGCUGACAGUCGCAGAGCAGCAUGGGCCAACAUCGACAGGAGCAGGCGUCCCGAUGUCCGUGUUCUGGUUGGUUCUGCAAUUCUUCCUGCUAAGCAUCAUGGAUGCAGCAUCCUUCAGUGGACUGAUUGAGUUCAUAAAGAGCGAGUCAUCUCCGGAAAUGAAGCUGAUAGCACCGGCAGCGCAGUCCAUCGUUGCUGGAAUAGCAGCCUGGUUAGCAAGUGCCUUCAUACAGCUAGCGAACAACGCGUCGCGGCACGGCAAUGGUGGAAGAGGGUGGCUAGAUGGAGCAGACUUCAACAGGACACGCCUUGAUCGUUUCUUCUUGUUGCUGGCAGCCAUCGAGCUGGUGGCACUCAUCAACUAUGCUUUCUGGGCGAGGAGAUAUGCCAAGACGCAACGGAGCAGUGGUGCUGGAUUAGUUGGUGAUAGCUCUGAAAACUAAAUAGCCAAGCAUAGCGAGAUACAUAGGCAAUAGGUGAUAGACCAAAUAUUUUUUGAUGAAUUGUGUUAGUUAGCGUAUCAGUGCUAUACAUACUGUAACUGAGAAAUACUGUAAUAUCCACCAAUCAAUA
Triticum dicoccoides is the source of this 1508-nucleotide messenger RNA. Its product is annotated as protein NRT1/ PTR FAMILY 4.6-like. NCBI's taxonomy places the organism in Eukaryota, Viridiplantae, Streptophyta, Magnoliopsida, Poales, Poaceae. Gene Ontology annotation, cellular component: membrane. The transcript is spliced from 3 exons. Gene Ontology annotation, molecular function: transmembrane transporter activity. The record is from RefSeq and is a predicted model, not a curated record. The coding region runs from base 35 to 1378 and encodes 447 amino acids. Gene Ontology annotation, biological process: transmembrane transport.